Molecule: messenger RNA, 267 nt
Organism: Parnassius mnemosyne (clouded apollo)
Lineage: Eukaryota; Metazoa; Arthropoda; Insecta; Lepidoptera; Papilionidae
Source: the annotation of a GenBank genome assembly
AUGUACGAUAAAAUUAUUGCAUACCAAACAAUAGACGAAGAAAUGGAAAAGUUGCAAGCCGUACUCGACUUGUUAAAGGAAGCAAACUUGACGUUGAACCUCAUAAAAUGUAAUUUCUUUAAAAAAUCAAUUGACUACCUUGGAUUUGAGAUAUCGCACGAAGGUGUGAGACCAGGUCUUAAAAAGGUUGAAGAUGUUGCUGCCUUUAAGACGCCACAAAAUGUACAAGAAGUUCGUCAGUUUCUAGGCUUGUCGAGUUUCGCUUAA